AUGCGACAGUAUUUCGACCUCUGCAAGACUGGCGCCAUCACACAACUUCCACCCGCUGGAUAUGAGCCCAAGCCGCAUGUCUAUCCAGCGACCACACUCCGUCAUCCUGAAUGGCUAUGGCGAGACUGGUUCGAGGUCAACGUCCUGCGACUGCCUGUCGAGUCACAUAGUGACAGUAGCGCUACUACGAAGUACCUUGGUGAUAGUGAUAUGCUAGUCUUCAGCAACGCGAUCACUAAGGUACGCGAGAAAGCCUAUGAGGCAUUGUCAUCACGCUUCAACAUCACCAUACUCGAGGAUCGACCUUAUGCGAUGAUCGCAUGGCCAAGCUUUUUCUUCACCAUUAUCGCGCAGUGUGAUGCUCUCAUGGAGCCGAUCCCCGCCUGGCAGCGUCUGGACAAUUCCUACAAGAGCCUGAACAUCGCGACUGUACCAUCUGACAAGCCCCAGAGCUGGGCCGCGGAAGUGCAGAAAAUCACUGAUGGCGUUUUGCAGCGAACAUGGAGCUCGUCUGACAAGACUUACUCCGUGCCAGUCAUUCUCACUGGCAGCGCCUGGCACGAGACUGCGGUCGAGGAGCUCCGGCGAGCACCCGAAUACUCGAGCCAGGACUUGAGCGUAGCCCAGCUUCCUCAGCCUGCAUAUGCCUCCAGUAUGGGCGCAGCUGCAAUGGCUCGCAUAUCAGAGCCUGUCUUCAGCAACAACUUUGCAGCGAGCAUACCGGAAACUGCUCGCGAGGUCGAGUUCACCGCCGCGAUUGAGUACUGGUACCACGAAGAGCUGUGA
Fulvia fulva is the source of this 786-nucleotide messenger RNA. RefSeq lists its product as uncharacterized. The record is from RefSeq and is a predicted model, not a curated record. NCBI's taxonomy places the organism in Eukaryota, Fungi, Ascomycota, Dothideomycetes, Mycosphaerellales, Mycosphaerellaceae. Bases 1 to 786 code for a protein of 261 amino acids. The transcript has 3 exons.